Setaria italica (foxtail millet) is the source of this 738-nucleotide messenger RNA. RefSeq lists its product as uncharacterized. Bases 71 to 460 code for a protein of 129 amino acids. The transcript has 3 exons. The record is from RefSeq and is a predicted model, not a curated record. Gene Ontology annotation, biological process: photosynthesis. NCBI's taxonomy places the organism in Eukaryota, Viridiplantae, Streptophyta, Magnoliopsida, Poales, Poaceae. Gene Ontology annotation, cellular component: photosystem I.
GUGGCCUUCGUUCCUCGGGACUAGCAGAUAUCAAGCAUAGCAGCUUACUAGCAUCUAGCAACACUGUCCCAUGGCUUGGCCCCAAGGGAAACUGAUGGAUCCAAUCAGAAGCCCGAUCGCUGCAACUUCAUCUUUUCAUCAGUCAGCGGUGAAGCAUCUCCAGCAAGGCGUCAUCUUGGCUCACAGGAAUGGAAUUAGCAGGAGGUGCCUCCUGACGCUGCUGACAUCCACUGCAGCCAUACCAGACAGCAGUGAAUCAAGGAAGGCUCUACUGCAAGAGUAUCUGAAGAAAUCAAAGGAGAACAAGGAAAAGAAUGACAAGGAGAGGCUGGAUGACUACUACAAGAGGAAUUACAAGGACUACUUCGGGCUCAUCGAGGGCCCGGCCAGAGAGAAGAAAGAAGAGGAGCGCACAGAGUCGGAGAAACGUAUCCUCGAGUGGCUUGACAAGAACAAGUAGUCAGUACCAGGAGAAGGGUGCUGAAAUUCUCACAGCCUUCUUCCAGUUCUUGCUGUAGGCUAUAGCUAUGGCGCUGUGUAAGAAGCAUGUUGCUUGCAGGUCAUACUUUUUUUUCAAUACAAAAUUGACUCACAAUCCACGAAUAGCAAAUAGAGCCGAAGCUGGAAGAUAUCCCAUGCAGCAAUCGUGUGGCUCGCCAUAUGCUGCACUUGGUAUGAGGGUAUGAGCAUGUGACACAAACCAUGAGAUAUAUAAAUUUUAAGAAAACAAUGAAACAA